AUGGCUCCAUUUUGGCAUAUGGAAGAACGUUUUGAUUACGGUAUAAGUAACGAAUACGAACAGAUAGAUCCUUCUUACGAUGUAAUGGAAUUGGAUUUUGGGGUAAUUAGGAAAGACAAAGUAGAGAUUCCAUCGGACGAUAGAGUCUACUUUUAUAUUAAGAUGGAGGCGUGUUUUACCUAUGGGUGUAUUUCUGGUAUGGAAGAUUUCGAAAAUUUCCUCGGAGAUUUAGUUGACGAAAGUGAGACCACGGGUUCGUUCAUGAUUCCGCGUGAUAAAUUGUUGUCGGAAGAUCCGCUAGUCCGGAAGGAUACCAUCUCCGACAUGAUAAUCGAAAUGGGUGUCCGGCCGACCUGGAAUAUGAUGGACCCUAUCCUUGAGGUAGCCCAUACGAUGGCUACCCGCCAACUACGCACCGUACGCAAGAAGAUUCUACCAUUUUCUGUGUAUAUUUAUGUGGAAGAUUAUGUGGAUACUCAUGAUUAUAGUGCCGAUGAAGAUGAAGAGGAUCUGAUAUUGGAAGAGGAGGCAGAGGAGGAGGCGAUGGCGAUGCAGCCCGAGUUUAAUAUGGAAAUCUUUCCCGUAUCGGAAUUAGUUGGCGGAGAAAAGUGUAUCAUCUGUCUAGAUGAGCUGCCUUCAAAGGAUGAGAAAGAUCUGAAGAGAACGGGAUGUUGCAGACAUGUUUUCCAUGGUGAAUGCAUCGACAAGUGGCUUGUUCGCCGCAGCUUGUGCCCUCUUUGCAGGUUCCAGAUUUAA
Messenger RNA from Impatiens glandulifera, 756 nucleotides. RefSeq names its product RING finger protein 141-like. The coding region runs from base 1 to 756 and encodes 251 amino acids. Gene Ontology annotation, molecular function: ubiquitin protein ligase activity. Gene Ontology annotation, biological process: ubiquitin-dependent protein catabolic process. The record is from RefSeq and is a predicted model, not a curated record. The transcript has a single exon. Lineage: Eukaryota; Viridiplantae; Streptophyta; Magnoliopsida; Ericales; Balsaminaceae.